AUGAGGGUGCAGUUCGACAAAGACAAGACGAGCAGCCGCGGAGGUUUGAACGACGCCCAGCAGUUGCUCCACCAGCUCGAGCAGGACGGCGCUUUCAAGAGGUACAAGCUGGACGACGAGAACCGCUUGACGUGCCUUGCUUGGGCACACGAGGAGCAGCGGCGCAACACGGAGAAAUACUUUCCGGUCGUCGUCUCAGACACCACAUUCAACACCAGCAAGUACAACCACAAGCUGGCAUUCAUAGUGGUGGUGGACAAGGAGAAUCACACGCAGAUUGCGAUGCAGGCCCUGUUGGACACCGAAAGGCACGAAUCCUUCGUGUUCUUGAUGGAGUCCUUCAAGGAGCUCAUCCGCGGAAGCAGCCCAAAGGUGAUCUUCACGGACACAGAUCAGUCAGAGAUGUCGGCCAUCGCGCAAGUCUUUCCGGGGGCGCUGAACAAGCUGUGCUACUGGCACAAGGAGCAGAACGUCAAGGCGCAUGGGAAGGGGCUGCCGGGGGGUAUCCUGCAGGGGAUUCUGCGCAAGUUCAAGGCAGCGGCAUACGCACCAACGUUGGAGGCUUUCGUUGAGAUUAAAACGGAGCUCCUCUCCAUGUUGGACCCUGAGAGCGGGGUAUACAAGUACAUGUUGGGAGAGAUCUUCAACCCAGGGCGGGCUGGCAAAUGGGCGUCGUUUGUCCACCCGGGGCUCCACACUCUCGGCAUUGCCUCGACGCAGCGAGUGGAAGGGACGAACUGCGCCGUCAAGAAGCUGGUGACCAGGACGGGAGACUUGGCCGACCUCGAGCGCGCGCUUUUAGGCAAGGUUCAGGAUGACGCCAUCAGGACUCAAAGGCGAAGUGAGGUGGGGAACACAAAACGCGUGUCGCUAUCGAGGAACAUGUCGCCGGCUGAGAACGUGAAGCAGAACCUCCGUGGGUAUUUCGCCUUCAUAACGGCGGCACUGACCCACGAGCGAUGCAGCACUCACGCGAAGGAGGAUACCGGGGUGAUGAUAGACGCAUGUCUGGGGUACAGCACCAAGAUCGUCGCGAGUGGCGAGACGGACGUACGACGCAUCCUCCAAAUGUUCGUUGAUGAUCCGACGAAGGUGAACCUCAUGCUCGACACCAACAGCGGAGAGUUCAUCGACCCGGCAGAACCGACGGCGGUCGCCCCCGCUGGUGUGCACUUGGCGAGCCGUGCGCCAGUUUCUCACUUUGCGGGUUUACUUCGUGACCAGGCCGUCGACAAACUGGUUCGCGUCGCCCUGUUGCAGCGAGAGGAGUUCUGUCACCUUGUCGCUCUUGGGCCGGAUGGCUGCUUCCUCUGCACGUGUCUGAGGCCGCUUGUCUACGGCCUGCUCUGCCCGCAUGGCUUGAAGGCCAUGUUCGACACCGGCGCCAACAAGUUCAACGGAGCGUCCAUUGCGCCCAGGUGGCGUGAGAGCUCGACGCCAUGGACAUUGGAGCCACUGGCCGCGAAACCUGCCAUGCUGGACCCCGGCGCGGCGGAGUGUCCUGUGGAGCUGCCACCCUUCAACGUCACCACGGACGACAUCUCCCACUCUGGCACGAACGUGAAAGCAGCCGCGUACGCGAACGGCACGAACUUCGGGAAGGACAUGGGUGUUCUUCUCCGACAAAUCACCACUUUGGAGGGCAUCGAUCGCGUCCUGGAGAGCACCAAGAUCUUCUUCAAGCAACAACUCGAGGUGGAGAAGAGAUCGCAACGACAAGCUUCGACGACCCAGGUCUUCACGGGAACUUUCUCUCACCCCACCUCCGGCAUGUCCACGACGGGCACGACGCGGGCACGGGGCGCUCGGGGCGGUUGCGGCACGGGGUCCACGACUAGGGGCAGGGGGGCGAGGGGUAGAGGGGGGCGGGGAAGAGGUGACUGUGGUGGACGGGGGGGCAGGGGGGGAGCAGGAUCGGUUGCAGGAUCGGUUGCAGGCUCAGGUGGUGUACCGACGAGCAUGCCAGCAUCCGCCGGGGAGCCCCCUGCAACUGCGGCCACCAUCGGUGCCGCCCCUGCCAGCUUCCCGACGACAGCCAUGAACGGGUCGGCCCCGCUUCGUUCGUUGAGCAAUAUGGACGUGACGGGUGGCGCAAGGGUGACGCCGCCCGCCGGUGUGGCGUUGUUGGAAAUGGUGCAGCCGCCCGUCCCUCGGAAGAGGGGAGGGAGCGGCAAACGGAAGAAACCGGGAUCGAACUCGAUCUAGCCGGGGUACAGCGCCGAUCACUACCAACCGCGAGGGAAAGCUACAACGUAUUACAUUUGUUUCUGUUGGUUUGUGUACACGGUGUGCCCUUGGUUUUUGUUGAUUUGUGUCUCGUACGACUUUUCAUGUCGGAUUUCCAGCACACGCGACAAGCA
Ectocarpus sp. CCAP 1310/34 is the source of this 2360-nucleotide messenger RNA. NCBI's taxonomy places the organism in Eukaryota, Phaeophyceae, Ectocarpales, Ectocarpaceae. The record is from the annotation of a GenBank genome assembly.